This is a messenger RNA of Photinus pyralis (common eastern firefly), 580 nucleotides long. RefSeq lists its product as uncharacterized. The transcript has 2 exons. The coding region runs from base 39 to 491 and encodes 150 amino acids. The record is from RefSeq and is a predicted model, not a curated record. Lineage: Eukaryota; Metazoa; Arthropoda; Insecta; Coleoptera; Lampyridae.
CUUGAUCUGCAAGUUUUGCAACGCAAACAUCUCCAAUCAUGUGUUUAAAAUUAACAAUACAGCUCGCAUUGGCAAUUUUUUUUAUUGCUGGUGCAAACGCUGCACCCUACAAGUCGAGACAUGAACCGGCGUCCGCUAAAAAUUGCAGUGACAGUGAGAGCGACGAAUCGGCCCCUUUAAUCGAUCAGACACAGAAGGGCAAAGAAAAUUACCGCAUCAACGUGAAAGAUUUUGUUUUGGUAUGGGCACCGAGCGAUAUUUUACUCACCGCCGCCGCCCUUUUCGACUCGCAGAUACUUGGGGGUGAGUUAUUUGGAUCCGAUAGCAACGAAGAAAUCGAAGACGCUUUGUUGGAAAACAAGCCGUCUCAAAAUUCGUCGGCAAUUGUAGAUUCUAACGGCGGAGACAAAGUUACGAUUAAUUCGGCCCAAAAAUCGAAAAGGUCCAAGUUCCGCUUUCCUGCUUUGGUAAAUACUGGAAAGAAGUCGUAAGCUAGAAAUUAACCAUUUGUAAAUGUCGAAGUGGAAUAAAAUAAAUUUAUUUGUUGAAAAAUAACAUGGGUAUUAUAAGAUCACAUUUC